Molecule: messenger RNA, 3368 nt
Organism: Xenia sp. Carnegie-2017
Lineage: Eukaryota; Metazoa; Cnidaria; Anthozoa; Malacalcyonacea; Xeniidae
Product: C2 domain-containing protein 5-like
Exons: 33
Coding region: 158-3121 (987 amino acids)
Biological process (GO): protein localization to plasma membrane; positive regulation of D-glucose transmembrane transport; positive regulation of vesicle fusion
Cellular component (GO): plasma membrane
Molecular function (GO): calcium-dependent phospholipid binding; calcium ion binding
Source: RefSeq, a predicted model, not a curated record
UUCCAAUAUGGCGGUCGAUUUGAACAAUUUGAGGAAGAAGUCUGAUUUUGUUACUGUUUUUAUAUAAAAUAUUAAAAAUUCUUGAUUAAAAUGUGUUAGUGUUUUAUAAAAUUGGGUUGUAUUGAUAGAAAACGCGAAAAAUCUUGAAGUAAAAGUCAUGCCUGGAAAAGUUAAAGUGAGAAUCAUUUCUGCUCGUGGACUACCUGUAAUGGAUCGUUCUAGUGAUCUGGCUGAUGCAUUUGCUGAGGUAAAACUUGGUAACGUUGUUCACAAGACCGAAGUAUGCAAGAAAUCAUUAAAUCCUGUUUGGAAUUCUGAAUGGUACAGAUUUGAGGUAGAUGAUGAAGAGCUUCAAGAGGAACCCUUACAACUUCGUGUGAUGGAUUAUGAUACAUAUACUGCCCAUGAUGCAAUAGGAAAGGUAAACAUCAGUCUAAAUUGUCUCCUGAGUUAUGAAUCGCCUCGAAUGUUAUCAGGCUGGUUUCCUAUUUAUGACACAAUGCAUGGUAUACGGGGAGAAAUUCAAAUAGAGGUGAAAGUCGACUUUUUUGUGGACACGAACAAGUUUAGACAGUCGUCUUGUGGUGUACUGUUUUUCACAACGCCAUCCGUUCCAUGUUGCUACAAAGCACUCGCCUUUCAUGGUUUUGUUGAAGAAUUGGUCGUGAACGAUGAUCCUGAAUAUCAGUGGAUUGACAAUUUUCGAACAACUCGAUCUUCCAAUGAGGCUCGUCAAAGGCUUUUUCAAAAACUUUCAGGCGAGCUACAAAGGAAGAUUGGUUUGAAGGUUCUUGAUCUUGGAGGAAACGCAGUCAUUGGCUAUCAGCAAUAUUUUGAUCUGGAAGGAGAAUCUGGAAUUGUGGUCCGCGGUAUUGGUACUUGUGUAUUGUUGUUGAAGAUAAAUGCGACGUCAUCUUUACCAACAACUCCCACUGGAUUUAUUGGUUCCCCAAGAGAUGAGGCGUCAACGACAGAUAAAUGCGUUGCUGGCACUCCUAAGUCGAACCCUAUCAACGUUAAACGAAUGCGACAUAACUCGACCACAGACUCAGACGGUAGUUCUCCUAAAAAGGAUCACAAUGGUAGUGGAGAUUAUGGUAGUUUUGGUAAAUCUCUAGGUCGCCCGUGGAUACCUGGGCAAAAUACGACAAGACAACGAUUAAUUAAUGAACUAGAAUUUCCUUUUUUUACGUUGACUAAACUUCCAUCUUCAAUACUUCGAUCUAUCGGCGGUGUUGUUAGUGCACGCUCUGUUAAACUUCUCGAUCGAAUCAACAAUCCAGACGAACCUGAGACUCGCGACUCAUGGUGGCGUGAAAUUCGAACGGAAAUAAGAUCACAUGCAAACUCCCUUGGAUGUAAUGCGGUGAUUGGCUACUCUGAAUCAAGCUCUAUUUGUGAAGAGUUAAUAGUGUUGUCUGGCAUCGGGACUGCAGCUUUUGUAAUGUUUGACAGAGAUUUACCAACAGUUGGCAAAAAUUCUGGUGUACCACAAACUGAUUCAGAGGGAAAUUCGUCAAAAUCUGCGUUGUUGUCUACAGUGCAACUGAGCAUCACGCCUCCCGAGGAAAAUGAAUACCGAUCAAAUUCUAGUUGCUCUAUUUGCCAUAUUCCUUAUGUUGAUGACGAUGUUCCCAUGCCUGUUCAUCUAACGAAAUGUUUAGUUUGCAAACAAAACAAAGUUCCAGAUAUGUUAUUUUCAACAACUGAGUUGCCUUGUGAUCUGGCCGUGGUUGGAAGAGGCUGUAUUCUGCAAGGAAGGGUCUGUCGUAUCCGACGAAAAGAAAAAGGGGAAGUUAAUGCAGAAUUGACAAGCAACAUUCUACCCUUUUUGGAAUAUGAACUUCACCGUCAACUUACGAACAAGUUAAAGUUGAAGGGAAUGAAUGCAUUGUUCGGUCUUCAAGUUCAAGUCUCUGUUGGUGAAUCCAUGAUUAUAGCUCUCGGUACUGGAACAGCGUUAUACCUCGCGUGUCUUCCUCCUGCCCCAAUACUUCGUGUAGUAGGCAAGGUUUCUACUGCUGAAGAAGAGAGGAGAUUGAAAAAUAUUCAGAAGAAGAUUUUAGAGUACAGUGCAAGAAGUAGAGUAUCGUUUGGAAUUGAUAAAGUUGAUGAUUCUUUAUUGUAUUACCAUCAUGAAAGUAAUUUUGACGGUGAUACAACUAGUGACACGAUGAUUCUUGAUCCAUCAUUGGGAAAUAAAGAGGCAUUUGUCGUAGAGAUUGAUGAUCAACAAGACGAAGACGUCAUCACAGAUCUUUUUGAUACGCCUAUCCCUAAAGGUUUUAUUUGUGGUACGACUGAAGCAGUUCCGGGGGUGGACAAAUAUGAAAACAGAAUGCAGAUGAUUACUGCUUUGAAGCGGAUAGCAGUAAAUGACGAAAAUAGCGAUCGUAACAAACUCAUCUCGAAACUUUUCGAAAGUAUUGUGCAGAGCUUCUGGUUCAAAGUUCGCCGUCUCUCUCCAUGCUCCAUAUCAAAUAUUCGUUUUGACUUAGAAAUACCAAUGGCGGACAGCGUACAGGUUGCUGUUAAUGCUUACGUUAUUGGAUGUCAAACUCGUGAAGAUGAUGACAGAUUGCCAUCGAGGAUGCCCGCUGAUCAUCACGGGAAAGGUUAUCCUCGUGCGCAGUUUGGGCUUUUGAGAAUUGGAAAACCGGAUGAUUUAGAUUUACAAUUUGAGAUUGAGGACGAAUGGCAAACUACAUCUCAGUCUCCAGUGCAGUCCACGAUGUCUAAAGAUUUCACAACCUGCCGAUCACAAAAUAGAAUACGAAAGACCAAGGAUGUUUCCUGUUCUCGUCCACUUGUCGAAUUGACUCCAACGUCUUGUGUUGUUGGAGGAGUUACUGAACGAUACUUGGGCAACAUUAAUCUCUUUUUUAUACGAGAAAGUCUCUCUGUGCGUGAGAAUGGUGGAUUGAAUAAUUUUAUUCAAGUAUUCAUUGGCGAAGUACAUGCAAUUGUGCGGGCUCAAGUGCUGGCUUUAGGCGGAAAUGCCUUGACUUCAUUUCGUAUGAACAAAGUGGUUCUCCUUGACAGUCCUCACAAAAAUCAGGGACAAAUAUUGCUGAACGUUUGUGGCGAUGUCGUUGAAGUGAACUUCAGAAAAGACAUGUGAAUAUAUGAAUUGGUGAAAUUUUGAUAAAACAUCCACUGUAAAUGUUAUGUAAAUUUCUAUUGCAAUAUUUGUGAGAUUUUUUUAACAUGAUGACGAGUGAAAUAGCACGUGCGUUGAAAAAAAACGAAAAACGAUGUCUUACACAUAUUCGCUUUGAUGUACACUCUUAUAUAAAACAACAAAUUUUUAAAACGUGUUCUGCCCCAAUAAAUCAUUUAUAUUGAUCUCGCGAUCUUCAUCAAGUAAA